This is a messenger RNA of Mugil cephalus (flathead mullet), 2361 nucleotides long. It is a transcript of the gene tor3a, whose product is annotated as torsin family 3, member A. The record is from RefSeq and is a predicted model, not a curated record. NCBI's taxonomy places the organism in Eukaryota, Metazoa, Chordata, Actinopteri, Mugiliformes, Mugilidae. Gene Ontology annotation, molecular function: ATP hydrolysis activity; ATP binding. The coding region runs from base 177 to 1280 and encodes 367 amino acids. The transcript has 6 exons. Gene Ontology annotation, cellular component: endoplasmic reticulum lumen; nuclear envelope.
UUUCAUUGAAACGACGAAUAAAGCGAGCACUCCUCCUCUGCUGUCUGAAGCGGGGGGAGAGGAGUGAACACCCCCACACAGAGGAGGCCGGGCCCCCACUGAACCACCGGCUCGAAAUAAAUGGGCCGUAGAGAAGAGCGGAGCCGCGCUGUUCAGUCGGAUCGUCCUCUUCCCUGAUGGAUGUGCGCUGGCUGCUGCCUCUGCUCUGCGCCCUGUCCGCAGAGGCCGACUUCUUCCAGUUCGACAGCCUUUGCAAUGUCUCCACUUACUAUUUUAAUUACAUUUAUUGCAACAUAUGGGAGGGGGAGUGUCAGCCAAACCAAGACGAUGCUACACAGCAAGUUCCUACCAGAGACCUGUGGACAGGUUUCUGUCCGGACUAUGUCAGCCUGCUGCAUCAGUGGUACUGUAGCCUGGGACAGUGCUGUGAAUCCGGAGACUGCAGGAUAACCAACAACAUCACAGGACUGUCAAGGGACCUCCAGACGAAGCUCCACGGACAGCACCUGGCUCAGUCUGUGGUUCUCAAAGCCAUCCAGGGUUUUAUUAACAACCCAGAGUCCAACAAGCCACUGACGCUCUCCUUCCACGGCUGGUCUGGCACUGGCAAAAACUUUGUGGCCCGGAUCAUUGCUGAUAACCUGUACAGAGAUGGGGUGAAGAGUGAGUGUGUCCGACUGUUCAUCGCCCCGUUCCACUUCCCACACGCCAGGCUGGUGGACACGUACAAGGGUCAGCUGCGAGAAGCGAUCCGAGACAUGGUGCUGCGCUGCCCUCAGACUCUGUUCAUCUUUGACGAGGCUGAAAAGCUCCAUCCGGGCCUCAUCGAUGCCAUCAAGCCCUACAUGGAUCACUAUGACAACGUAGAUGGGGUCAGCUACCGCAGGGCCAUCUUCCUCUUCCUCAGUAACAUUGGUGGUGCGACGAUCAACGAUGUAGCGCUGGACUUCUGGCACUCUGGUCAGAAUAGAGAAGACAUUGGUAUGGAGGACCUGGAACAUCGGCUACGAGCUGAGACUAUGGAGUCUCAAGGUGGGUUUGCUCAGAGUGAGCUGAUGUCCGGUCACCUCAUUGACUUCUUUGUCCCCUUCCUGCCUCUGGAAUACCGUCAUGUCAAGCUCUGUGCACGGGACGCCUACACAGCACGAGGUCUCGAGACAGAUGAAGCCACACUGGAUGAGGUUGCCAAGGCGAUGCUCUACGUCCCCAAAGAGGAGAGACUGUUCUCAGCCCAAGGAUGCAAGUCCAUACCACAGAGGAUCAACUUCUUUCUCCCCUAGAAGGUGAGACAGACAGAGAGAGACCUGGAGGAGGUGUAAGAUUGCUUCACCAGCCCAUCUGCAUACAGAGCCACAGAGGAGGUGUGUCUUCUUUGCUCUGCUCUGCGUACUUCCCCCUUCUCCCACAGACACGUGUCUGUCCAGGUCCCUCAGAGAAGGCCAGACAUCAGUAGGCAGAUCCAGAGCAGUGUUCUACAGAGAUUGGAGUGUUGAUAUCACAUAAAGGGUGAAGUGUGGCUGCUCUCCGUGACCUGCCUGGUCUGCGAACCCUCACAGUGUCAGGACUAAGAAGUGAAGAAGGCAGCAGCUGUGCCGUGAGUGUCAGAGGGAUGCUGAUACAUGUUAUAUGCCUGUUCACCUCGGCCAAAGUUGCACUGCUUUCUUUCCUGUUUCCGAUAAGUUCAUGUGUUAGUAUUUGCAUGUCAGACACUGUAUUCAUGUUUUGUCACCGAUUAUUUAUUGAUAUCAUUUGUGACAUUUUUUAAAUGUUCACUUGUUUUUUUACUAUUAUUACACAGAACAGUGGUUACAUAGAGUGUUUGACAGCAAACAUUUAAAUCCAGCAGUGAUGGAUAUGUUACUGUAAGAAACCGUGUGUCAAAAGCAGUCAAGCUAUUUGAAUUUUUAGGGGGUAAGUGACUUUUGAUUCAUUGCUUUUUGACGUCAGCAGUUUAAAUGCUUGAUUUAAAGAGUGUCACUUUUCAUCGUAGUUUGUCCACUGGCACCACACCACACAUUACCUCUUACAUAGGUCUUCUUUGGUGUUUUUGUUCGUUACAGCAAUGGGUCACAUCACAACAGAAAAAAACAGAAAGAAACUAUGUCAGACAUAGUUUAAGGAAAUAAACACUCAGUAAACCAACAAUUCUGUGUCUUGCGGAGAUCUGUGGAUUUAUUAUUGUGUGUGGAGUCUGUUUUUAUUAUUACCAUUAAUAUCUUUAACAAAGCAAACACACCAUACUGAGGGUCAUUUAAAAACCCUGCACAUUGCCUACGGACAGAACAGAAAUUGUGUAAUUGCCUAAUUGCUCAAGCUAUUGACUGAUUUCCAUCUUCAAAAAUAAAUAUUUCCUUCCUUUUU